Messenger RNA from Gryllus bimaculatus (two-spotted cricket), 9569 nucleotides. NCBI's taxonomy places the organism in Eukaryota, Metazoa, Arthropoda, Insecta, Orthoptera, Gryllidae. The record is from the annotation of a GenBank genome assembly.
AAAGAAACCUAAAGAAGAACCUGAAAGACCCGUUCCGACGCGAGGAGCCACUCUGCAGUGCUCUUCAUCUCGCUAGUCCAUCCUUCCCUCACUCUAGAUCUUUGUUUACAAGGUUAACAUAUGGUGUUGUGGUACUUGAUAUAUUGAUAAGGGCAUAAACAAGUGUAAUCCCGAGUGAUGUGCGAAUAUCAUCAUUUCCGGUCGAUCCCUUAGAACGCUUUUUGUGCAAUGGAAAGUGAUAUAAUACGCUGGCGUGAUAAGUGGAUGUUGAUUUGUGUCGUGUGAAUUCAUAAAUUUUCGAGGUGACAGAUUGACAACUUCUAUGUUUGUUUUCAAGACUUGCCUCAAAAUGUGAAUGUUGAUAUGAAAAAAAUGUGCAGAUAUAUUUUGAUAAAACUUUUGGGUUUGUUGAUUCCCUUUGAAACACAUUCUUCUGGAAAUGUGAUGUGUUUGGAAAAUAAUGGUAUUCUAAUGAACUGUUGAACAUAAUGUAUUGGUUGGAGGCAUAUUUUCUUGCUAUUGUCUUACCAACCGUUUUCAGUAAUGUUAAUAAUCAACUCCACUGUGUAAAUAAUGGACCGACAUGUUUUCAUCAGUUUAUUUAUACAUUUACAGUUGGUUCAUUUGAAUGCCUUGAAAGAAGAUUGUAAUAUCAGAAGAAUAGAGAAAAAUAGUGCAAAAUGCAGAGAUUUGCCACUCAGAAGAAGUGGCAGUGGUGAUUUAGGAAAAGUUGUGCUUCAUUAUUAUCUAUUUAAAAUAGAAAAUUCCCCGUAUUUCACAACUGGGCUCAAUUCAACAUUUCAUAACAUAAAAUGGACACGUCUGCGCUUGCAGUACAAGGACCGUUCCAAUGAAACUUUUAAUUUCUGCCGUGAAUUUAAUUUAAAUCCUAGAAUACACAUGCCUCUCGAUGCAAGUCUGUUUUAUGACUGUCUCUGGAGUGUAGAACAUGAAGAUAAAGAAUUUGACUUCAAAUAUGAGGCCUUUGAUGCUCGAAAAAAGACUUCUGCUGGUAGACAUUAUAUUCUGAAAGUUCCUCGCCAUUACAACUUGUUGCCUCACAAACCUUUAAACAUAACACCAGUCUUCAUGUACAUGGAUAUAUCAGAACUGCCCUUAAUGGUUUUGUAUUGGGAGACAUUGAGGGAUGUAACAGAGUUUCAUGUCACUGUGUAUCAAGAUGGUAAAGUUGCUGAAAGCAAGAAAGUUUCAGAUCCUCCGAAUGAAUUUGGCCAGUUUGCAUAUUCAUAUGAUGUUGGUUUCAGCACUAGUGAAAUACAAUUUAGUGUUGAAAUUCUUGAUAAAAGGUGUAUUGGAAGAUGUGAAGUAUUUAAAUCACCAGUUAUAAAUAUAGAAAAAAGUGUUUCAAACCGACCAUUGUUAAUUGGCAUUGUUGGUUCUAUUGUGUUGUUGCCUGUGUUCCUGUAUUCAUUAUACGUUUGGAAGCGUUAUUCUCUCUUAGCUGUAGAUACUCUACCUACAGUUUUGUUAGUGUACACCAGAAGUCUAAGAUCUCACACACAAGCUGUUCUUGCGUUAACCAAGUACUUAAGAAAGUAUUGUCACAUCAAUGCUCUUGUGGACGAAUUGGACAUACCUCUGACCAAAUCAAAAGAUCCACAUAUUUGGUAUCAAGAAGCCUUCUCCCAAGCAGAUGUCGUUUUGGUGAUAUCAUCUCCACCUCGCACCGACUGCCUAGAAGAAGGACUUUAUCAAAAGGUUGAUCUGCUUGCCCUGCGCAUCCUGUCUAACAAAUUGUGUGACCCUCAGUGCAAGCAGAAGCUUCUCUCACUUGUGUUGCCAUAUUGUUCUUCUGAUGACAUCCCAGUGGAAGCAAAAAAUGUGAGGUGUUAUUCUUUCAAAAAGGACUGGAAUGAGCUACUUUGGAAUAUGCGGUGUGGGAUGAAAUCAUUUUGGAUUCCAAAGAUAGAUUACUUGUGUUACCAGUCACAAGUGCCUGGUGGUGACUCGGAUUUAAGACGUUAUGGAAAGUUUCUUCUCGAUGCUUUGCAAAUUGCAGAAGAUGAUGUUCAGAAGAGAAACUUCUCGAUUCAUAAAUCCAUUGAUGAUGGAAAUUUUGAAGAAGUUCCUUUGCAAAUGGUUGGACAAUUUACGGAUACUUCCGACAUAAAUGACUUAAUGCAGUCGCUGAAGGAUGACAGACCAGAUCCAGAAACAGAUGCUCAAGAAGUGUAUUCUGUAUUCCCCGGUGAUUUGCAAACUAUGGAUCUCUUAGAUAGAGAGCAUGAGUUGCAAUUUUCAAAUGAACAUACAGCCAAAUCACAAAGUCAUCAAAUAGAUCUGAAUAGUUUAGUUCUCUGAAAACAUAUUUUUUUAAAUAUCCUAUUUACACACACUUUGUUGCUCAUAUUGUAGGAACUAAAAAUUUAGCUCUGUGGACAACUCAACCUAAGUAUGUACUCAAUCAUGAGACCCGGGGCAUGUUUGUGAUUGUUACAUUCACAUUUUCCUUUUGCAUGUUUACUGAGACUGCUAAAAGGUUAAGGAGAUAUUCAUGGAGUGAAUAUUGUUAUUUUAGCAGUAAGCCUUUUUGUUUGUUUUGUGAAAUUUUAUUAAUUAUGAAAAUCCUGUUUGUGAUUUAUAUGGAGUAUGGGCACAGCACAUUUUAAUUCGUAAGGAAAUUUCAGUAGAAAAUAAUUUUUAUUCUAUUUGUGUCCAGAUUUCAUAGCACAAGACGUUGUUAAAAAUAUUGUUGUGAACCAAAUUUUUCAAAAAUAAUUACUCAGUAUUAGAAGAAAAUAAAUAUAUAUAAUAUAAUUAUACAUGAUAUGGGGAAACUAAGAAUUUGUGAAGAAAUGUAGGCAUAUGAUGAAUGGAAUUUCAAAUCCUAUUUCUAACAAAUUACAAUGUAUAUGAAUCAGAGAAAGCGUGAGAAAAAGAGUAUUUACGAGCAAUUUAAUUGCUAUAAAUUUAAUUGUUGUUACACAUUGUUUCAUGUCAGAACAAUGCAAAAUGAAGCUUAAUAGAAGUUGUGAUAAUCAGAUUGAUCAGGCAGGUCAAAAAUCUUGUUUGGAAACUAAUUCUCUUUGCAAUAGAUGUUACAAUGCAAGGAUAUUAUUUUAUUUCUAGAAUCCAAUUCCGAGUUAAUUCUUAGUUUAGGGGUACUGAAUGAAUGAAGCUUAAUAGAACUUGUGAUCAUGAAAUUGAUCAGGUAGGUCAAAAAUCUUGUUUGAAAACUAAUUCUCUUUGCAAUAGAUGUUACAAUGCAAGGAUAUUAUUUUAUUUCUAAAAUCCAAUUUGGGUUAAUUCUUAGUUUAGGGUACAGUUCGUGUAAAAGAACGAGUCAUGCCCAGAAAGAUUCGGUCUCUUCACUUUUGGUUAAUUCUGCAACACUGCAAUGUCUUCACAUACACUUCAUUCCCACUACAUUGUAAAGCCAAAUUAUUUGUUCCCACCACAUUGUAAUGCCAAAUUAUUUGUUCCCACCACAUUGUAAUGCCAAAUUAUUUGUUCCCACGGCAUUAUAAUGCCAAAGUACUUUCAAGGGCAAGUUUUCUAAUUUCACACACCCGGAUCCAAGUCAUGGCAAGGCUCGAACCUUGGCCCUCGCAUUCACUCUAAUCAACUUUGUCUAUCCACCACAUAAUUACCAAUUCACUUUUAUAAGAAAGCACUGUAAUAUUUAAGUUGACUCUUUGAAAAUAAUAAAAUUUAAAACUGACCUUAGUCUGUUAUUGGAUAAACUUGUUUGAUCUAAUGAAGGAAAUUUAUCAUUUUAUAACAUUAACAGCCUCAUCUUUUCCAUAUUGCCAAAAAAACAUCUGUACUAAACCUUUGCGGAAACACUGGCUUCCAGUAUUCAAACUGUACAGUUUGCAAACACAUUGUGAAGAAAGAUUACAUCACACUUUGUUUAGAAUCGAACCCAAUGAACCGUUCAUAGUGAACAACAAUUGUACUAUAAAAUAAGAAUUAACCAAGUUUUUCAAGAAACGAAAAUUUUGAACAUUGUAGGCAAAGAAAAUGUAUAAUAGAAAAAAUGCUCAAUUUGUACUUUUCACAUUUCCUUCUUCAGAACCAUUUAAUACUGAAUAAAAACUAAUUUACUUGUGAACAUCACUCAAAUACUCAUGAGCUAAACUAAUUUAAUUACAAAUAAUAUACUGAAUAAAAUUGAAGUUUGUGCAAAUAAUACACUAAUAUAAUAAGUUGUGCAUGUUAAUAGGAAAAAUCCGGGUUCUAGGUCUAUCAAAUUAAAAGUUACACAUGAUAUAACCAUACAUUGUAACAUGACAUAAUGUAAAACACAACGAACAUAAGAUGGAGGCACAGUAGAACACAUUUCUCUGGCUGUGUUGGUAAUUAGGCAGAUUAAAAAAUACCCUGAAAACUCUGUGAAAGUACCCCUCUACUUUCUGAUAUCGCAUUCACUCAAGUCUCCCCCCCAAAAGCGCAAUAAUGUAAAUUGUGAGUAAUUUUACAGAAUUAGGAGCAGGACUUAUAAACAGUGUUGUAAUAUACAUAAAACGGAGAGUGAUCGUAUGAGAUUCAACUGUGUACUUGGUUAGGCUGUGGGGAAACAAAAUGGAACUGGCCAGAAAGCCAGAUACGAAAUAGCUAUGUUUCUUGUGCACACUCUAUAUAUAUUAGUGGACAAAAUUCCAAUGUGCACAUGCACACUGAUUUUUAACUUUAAGCAUAUUCAUACUAAUGAAUCUCGGUAUGUUUAUUCGUGUAUUUUAAUUGUGCGGAUAAGAGACAGUUUAUCCCUGGCUAAUACUGUGUUCAAUUAUUAAUGGGUGUUAAUUUUUGUAGUACAGGAGAACUCCAAUUAUCCUAAUUUAAUUGAAUCGGGCUCAUCAAUUAAAUUUGUAUGAUUGGGUAGAGCUAAGGAAUAGUUGAAAAGUUACACACACUUUUUUUUUCAUUCUCCUCAUCCUUUUUUUUUCAGGGCUUGAAAUAAUAAAUUCGAAUUCUAUGCCGUGUAUAAAAUAUUUUUACAGUAAUAUAAUUUUUGUGAAAAAUUAGAUUUUAAAAAUAUAAAAUAUAUAAUGAUAGCAUUUUGCAAAAAAAGAUUAGGAAAGAUUUGGAAAAUUUUUGCAAGAUGCACUUCUUCAAAUGCUCUUGCUAUUUUGUUUGUCUUUUCUCAACUAAAGACAAAAGUACCAACUUAUAUAAAUGAAAUUAAGCCAGACAGUAAAACCAACAAAAUAUUCAGAAAAUUACCAAAUUGUUGGUCCAGUUCUUGUAAUUUGAAAAGUCUUCUGGCACCAUCCCCUAUUUUUUCUUCAAAAAUGACACCAAAUAGAUUUGAAAUCAGUUCCAGUUAAAAACAUUGAAGCCUAACAAAAUAGAAUAUAAUCAAAAAGUUAUGUUUGUGGUUUUGUUUUCAUUACUGCCUUUAUUUUUGUAAUGGAAUGUCCAGUUUCAAGAGAGAAAAAAUUGCACUAGUUUUCUUGAUUGUUUAUUAGCAAUGGUAAACAUUCAACGAAACAAAGUUGACAGAAGGGCCCGUAACGUUUGCCAAACCAUAGGGUUGUCAUAGACUUCCCUCCGUAUGACAGGAUGUUGUGUGAAGACGUGAGCUUGUCGUAAUGGUGCACUAACCUAGCUAUCUGCUGACGCAUGUGCCCCCUUUCACUUCACUUGCAUUGGAAAGCCACUGCCCCCAACCUAGGCAAGAGCCUUGAAGGCUUAAGUAAACUUCAACUGAAGAUUGAAAAGAGUGCUGAGCAACCAGAUAUAUUAAUAUCAAAAUUUGACAUUACUACAAUUUCAAAGGACUAAUUAUAUGGGGUCCUUGCAUAAUGUCCUCAGAUUUCAAUCUUUGUUUCUUUCACUGAAAAAAUAAGAUUGGAGCAUUGGUUAAAACCUUGUAACAUUGUGUUCAGAUUGUCUUGAAAUUCAGAAUAUGAGCAGUGUUGUUAAAUGUUUAUGGCUAAAAUUUUUCUAGAAGAAAUAUUUUAAAAUGCUAAAAUUUUCAAGAGUAUUAAAAUAUAAAUGCAAAUCAAAAUAACUUAAUUUAGCAUUGUUGGACUAAAAUCUACAUUUUGCGUGAAAAUUAUCUUUACUACACUGAUUGGUUGAAUAUUGUCACGCCAUGAUUGUUAACCUCAUGUGCCUUAUAGUUGCCCUAAAAUCCAUAUGAAUUGAAGUAUACAUAUUAAGGAAAGUAAAGGCUGAAUAUAUUGAAUUUCUUAAAAACUGAGAACUCCCAUUUUAGAUCUUUUGUUAAGUCCUCGUAGUAAUGAGACUUAGAAGUUGUGAAUUGUGUGGAAGAUCUGUAAGGUACAAUCUUCCGAAAUAUAACCCUAUCAUUUAAUUCUAUAUUGGAUGGAAAUGAUUAGGUUGCUAUCAGAAUUUUUUCAACCCUGAGGAAAAAGAAACUUUUGUGUUCAGUAUGCUUGUGAAGACAGAAAACAUUUCUAGCUAUAAUUUUAUUUUACUUUAGUUCAAAUAAAAUGUAAUUGUUUCUUAUUGUAACUGUUAGUAUCAAUUGCCUUUGUUGUAAUAAUUUCCUAGCCAAUGUAUUGAAGAAUUUGUGUCUAAUUAUAAAAAGAGAAGAGAGAAGGAAAUAUGAGAUAUGCAAUGAUAUUUGAAACAGAAAAAUCCUUUGGAAAUAUGAAUUUUUUCUUAAAUUAAGCUGAUUGAGGUUUUUGAAAAAAAUGUAAUGCGUUUCUAAAACCAGAAGGUGAAUGUUACCCUCUUAUUUCAGGGUGUUGCUCAAUAUUAAAUUAAAAUUAAACUUUUAAAAAUUUAAAUAGUGAAUCUAUACAAUUAAUUUGCAUGGGGCUGUUAGCAUAAUAAAUAAUUAUAUAUUUAAUAUUAAUCUAUAUUUUAAUAUUGAAUUGAAAGAAAAUUAGUUUCUAAUAAAUGGGCUUAUGUAAAUUUGUUCUUUUAUAAGGUACAUCUUAUUUUCAUAUAGUGGAAAUUCCCUGAUUCCCUGAUACUAGGUUAUAAACAUUCUAAAUCUUAAAAAAAUUAGAUAUUUGGGCUACAGGAUCAUAGAUGGUUGUGAAAUUAUUUAUCGAUCAAAAGUAAUUGUUACUGUCUCUGCACAUAAGAAACAAUUACGAGACUUUGUAAAUGGACUAAAGUAAAAUAUGUUUUAAAUUGUCAUGGUGAGGAUAGUCUGAAAUGCUCAGUCCUUAUGAGCAAAUUGAACAUGAGAAGUUGUUCUUUCUUCAGGGUUUGUUGGAUCAAACAGUUUCUUUAUACAAAAUUUCAUUAACAACAAUAAUAAAAAUCAUUAAGAAUCCAAAUAUAUUAAAACAUAUUUUUGGAAAAAUUCAAUAACCUUUUAAAAUUAAUCAAGUGAGUAUUAAGUAAUGGAGGGACCACUAAUUACUGAUUCUUUAUUGUUUGAGUGGUGGGAAGGAAAAAGUUUAGGAGAGUAAACACUACAUCUCAGCAGGUGUGAUAGCAAUUAAAAAUACUUUAGAUUUAUAAUUUUAAGCAGUUUAACACAGUAUCAAGAUAAGAAAUAUUGUUUGUUGUGUGUAGUAAUAAUAAUAACGAUUAUAAUGAAAUUUUAGUUAUAAAGUUCUGUACCAUAGAUGGUUGUUUCACCUUGUUAUCUUACCCAUUUCUUUAUAAAGAUUUACUUACUUACUGUUUUAGAAUAUGUAGAAUUGCGUACAAUACUUAUUUUGCUCACUUAUACUGUAUAUCAAUGGAAGACUGGGAUUCAUUCAUAAUUGUUCAUCCUAUUGUAUUUCACGUAUUUAACUUUUCACAGUAUUGUGUGUGAUUUAGAGUACCUGAUAAUGAGUGUUUGGUGCUUCAAAGACUAAAAACUUGCACUAAAUAGUUGGCAAGUAUGUAAUACGUCUCACUUUCAUGUGCAUUAAAAAUGCACAAAGCUUUGCAAAUUUAUAGUUUAUUACAGUUAUGUAUUUGUAUGUAAUGUCUAAAAUCUGAAAUUGCUCAGCACCAUACACAAAAAAGGAGGCUAUCAUUGUAAGUUUGGAUGUCUGAAGAUAAAUUCUCUCAAGAAUAUGUGUCUUUUGUAAGUCACUGCCUCAUGUAAAUAAGAAGAUACAAAUGUGAUAUUUUGAAAGGACUUGAAUAAUUUGUUGCAAUAUUGUUUUGUGAUUUGGCGUUGUUCUGAAUCUCUUGAAUUCAAGAUUGGAUUUCAUUAAUUUUUGUAGGCAUGUUGAUGUAUUAUCUAAUUUUAGUUUCUUACAUUUAAGUUUAUGGAAAAAUGUUUUAAACAUUAUUUAUAAACCAAUCAAAGGACAUAAGCCCAAUUUUUUUUAAAUGUUUUCUUUCAAGAAGCAUUUGCUGUGUCUUGUAAUUUUAAUGAUUAUAAAAUAUAAUAUUCCUUUAUGAGUUUUGAUUUAUAUUGCACUGAUCGUUCAAGAGGUGCAGAAAAUAAUUUCUAGAAUUGUACAAAGGAUGAAUUUGUUCAUAUCUAUAGAAAUAUUAGAGUGAUUCUGUUUGUUUGUUUAUCUACGACGAUGUGAUGAUUAGCACGCUAAUAUAGGUGUGAUUUGAAGCUUCAUUAUAGUAAUAGUGCUCCAGUGAAUUUAUUGAAGCACUAGUGCCAUAAUGGUUAUGUUACGACUCUUUGUUUUGACAAUCAAAGAAUCUCGUUUGAAUCAAAAGAGUAAUGUUACUAUCUUAUCUAAGAUGUUCAUGUAAAACUAAAUGAGAAAUAAAAAUCAAAUCAAAAAAUGGAUUUCUAGUCGUCGUAGAUAAAAGUUUGAAUGAUUCCUGUUUUGAUAUAACAUCAUAAUGAAACAAGAAUUACUUUUGCAUGAGAUGUUAGCUGAAUAGCGCAAAAGCGAUGUGAUAUCAGACUUGUUUCGUUAAAAAUUAUAAUGUGUGAUCAUGAUUGCUUGUCUGUUAUCUUAGAUUUUCAUAAUAUGUCAAUAAUUGAUGCAUAGAUUAUUUAUUGGUCAGUGGAGAUGUAUUAAUUUUGUGUUUGUUUUUCUGGAAAGCUUACUCUGUUGAAGGUAUUUCAGGAGUAUAAAAUGUUUUAAUUAUGUUGGUUUUACAUAUUUUAUUGGUUUUUUGAAACAGUAUUAGGUUUCAGAUAGCUUUGUUAAAGUAAAAGCAGUAGAUCUGCUUUCUUCAUAAAUUGGAUUUAUGAGCUUGUUUCUCAAGUGUUUGGAAAUGGUUUUAGAAUCUUUAAAUUUGUUUAUUUUAGAUUCUUUGAGGAGUUUUACAGUAUUAGGCUUUGUAUAGUGUGAUUGGAAAGUAAGUUAUAGAUCUGAAAAGUGUGGCUAUGAAACACAAUUGAUGGAAAAAUUUUGCUUUCAAAAUAAAAUUCUCAUCUGUACACUCUUGUAUUUAAGACUGAAAUUUAAAUUGAAUGUUCAGUUAUAACAUUUACACCAGAGGUAUUUAACUUGACAAAUAUGAAUUUGCAAAAUAAUUAUUUAAAAUUUGAAGAAAAGAAAAUGUAAUCCACAUUCAUUAAGUUCUUAUUUAAAAUAGAUAAAGUAGUAUUUCAGGAACUUUUCUCCAAAUCGGUUUCAAUCUCUGGUGUAAACUAUAUUUUUUGUCUGAUUGAGAACUUUUUUUUUAAUUUGCUGUUUAGCUGGGUAAUGGUUAACUGUUUUCUUAAUGAAAUAAAUGGCUAUGUGCCUCAUUUGUAGAGUUUA